Molecule: messenger RNA, 1269 nt
Organism: Didymodactylos carnosus
Lineage: Eukaryota; Metazoa; Rotifera; Eurotatoria; Philodinida; Philodinidae
Source: the annotation of a GenBank genome assembly
AUGAAAUUGCAACAAAAUGGUGACAAAGAGAACGAAAACAGUUCAUUUCAUUCAUCCUCUGCUAGUGCUUUAUCAACAGAACCAAUACCAAAAUUACGAUCAGAAACAGUUUCACCAAUAUGGACAAAAUCAAAUGAAUUAUGGAUAAAUAUGAUUUACAAAACAAAUAAUGAGGUCUAUAAAUGUCGACCAUUAUUUCUUGAUCAACAUCCGGCAUUACAAACAAAAAUGCGUAGUGUUUUAUGUGAUUGGGUAAUGGAGGUUUCCGACGUUUUUCAUCUUCAUCGUGAAACAUAUCAUAUUGCCAUUGAUUAUAUUGAUCAAUAUUUAUCAAAGGUUAAAAACGUACCAAAACACAAAUUACAAUUACUUGGCACAACAUCAUUGUUUGCUGCUGCUAAAAUUGAGGAAAUUUAUCCACAACGAAUUGGUGAGUUUGCCUACGUAACAGAUAAAGCUUGUAGCGAAGAUGAUAUAUUAGAUUUGGAAAUUGAUUUAUUAAAGACUUUAAAUUGGUUUAUUUCGCCAAUGACAGCAAUUAGUUGGUUAUCAACAUAUUUACAAUUGGAAUAUGAAUUGUGUGUAAAUCAAGAUAAAUGUCAUCGUUUUAACGGUGAACAAUAUAAUAAAAAGCGUCGUGUAUCAACAUCAUCUUUUUCACGUAAUUUAUUAUCACAACCGUGGUUAACACCACUUUCAUUAGCUAUCACAUCAUUAGAUGAUGAGACUGAUGUAUUAAAAACACAUACAGUUUCUGAUAUUACUCAAUCAGUUUACUAUCAAUCAACAUUUAUACAAGUGGCCAGACUAAUUGAUUUGUGUACAUUGGAUGUUGAAUAUUCUCAAUUUCCGAAAAAUAUAAUUGCCUGUUCAGCAUUAUUAACAUAUAAAUAUGAUUGGCCAUAUGAAAAAAUCACGUCAUUAACUGAAGCUAAAUUGGCUUGCUGUAUGGAAUGGAUGAAACCGUUUUACAAAGUAUUAUCGGAUGAACCAUUAUUGAUACCACCUCGACCAAAUGGUGUUCCAACAGAAGAAGAAUAUACAAUUCAAAUACAUAAUGUAUCCGUGAAACUUUUGGAAAAUGUUCAUGCCAUUCGUCAAACAAUGCCUGCAAUAACAGUAGCUUGUUCAAGUCGUUCAUCCGCACCAUUUCAAAAUAUUGAAAAUUUGUUUCCAACACCACCACAAUCGAGUGAAAAACAACAAAGUUUAGAUCCUACACAACAGCAAAUUCAAAUAGCAGUUGAUGGAGAUGAUGAUAAUGUUUAA